AGCACUCUUCCGGUGCCCAGUGUUCAGGAGCUGGCAAAAGAGCCAUUAGCCGCAGUCCCACAGCGAUAUGUGCGUCCGGAACAAGACCGUUCUCCGAUCAUAUCUCAGACCUGCGCUCUUUCGCCUCAAAUACCCGUCAUCGACAUGAGCAAGUUAUUUUCAAAAGAAUUCAUGCAGUCCGAGCUGGAGAAGUUGCACCUUGCUUGCAAAGAUUGGGGGUUUUUUCAGUUGAUAAAUCAUGAAGUGAGCGAAUCAUUGGUGGAGAGUGUGAAGUCAGGGAUUCAAGAAUUUUUCAAUCUUCCAGUGGAUGAGAAGAAGCAGUUUCAACAACAGGGAGGAGAUAUAGAGGGAUUGGGGCAAGCUUUUGUUAUGUCUGAGGAGCAGAAACUUGAUUGGGCUGACAUGUUCUACAUGAUCACAUUGCCAACACCUUUGAGGAAGCCAUACUUAUUCCCCAAGCUUCCUCUCCCAUUCAGAGAUAAUUUAGAAGUGUAUUCGGCAGAACUACAAAAUCUUGCCAAAAAGAUACUUAAUUUCAUGGCAAAUGCUCUAGGAAUGGACGCUAAUGAUAUGAAGGAAUUGUUUGAACAAGGGCUGCAGCAAAUGAGAAUGAACUAUUAUCCGCCAU
Messenger RNA from Prunus avium (sweet cherry), 628 nucleotides. The record is from RefSeq and is a predicted model, not a curated record. Lineage: Eukaryota; Viridiplantae; Streptophyta; Magnoliopsida; Rosales; Rosaceae.